AUGUAUGCGAAGCUGGUUAAUGUCGCUCUCGUGCAUUCCCCACAAGCUUUAAUUGCUUCGAGCCAUCCAGUUGCUGCUGAAGUUUAUCCGCAGCUUUUCCCGCGCAGCGCCAAGCAGCAGGGCCACACCAGAGGCCGCAAGUGCGGCAAAACCCAGCAGCAGCAGCAGCAGCAGCUGCUGCUGCUGCAGCAGCAGCAGCUGGGUGCGACGGACGCCGGCUGCGCAGCGUCUGGUGGGGGCGCUGGAGCCGCGGGGUCUCAGCACCCGCAGCAGCAGCAGCAGCAGGGGGACGCCUCGCUGCCGCCAGCAGAAGGCAGCAGCAGCUCGCCCGGGGCUGUUGCUGAGGGCCUCGCAGAAAAGGCCCCUCUUGCUGUUGCAGCGCAGCCGCUUAAGCUGGCGAAGAGCCUCAAGGCGUUCUCAGUGCGCAUAGGCCUGCGGGACUGGCGUAUCAGCUACGGCAGCACCCCCGAAAAGGUCCCUUCUUUGUGGUGCAGCAGCGUGAGCGGCCGCCUCUACCGGCUGGAGCGGCCUGCGGGCCGCUACGCAGCACUUUUUGCUUCUUGUCGCCGCAAGUUUGAAGUUGCUGCUCGCGUGCAACAGCAACAGCAACAACAGGAAAAGGAAAAAGAGCAGCAGCAGCAGCAGCAGCUUUCAAACUGCUCGCUUUCAGAAACGGAGAACUGCCACAUCGCGGAGAACUCAGGCGCCGCUUCUUUGCAGCUGGACGACGACGCUGGAGAGAGCCCGCAGCAGCAAGAGCAGCGGCAGCAGCAGCAGCAGCAGCAGCAGGAGCAUGGGGUUUUCCUAGCGAGGAGCGGGGGCCGGGGGGGCUCGCGAGGUGGGUGUCGGGGCGGGCGCCAGCAGGUGGGUCGGCAGCAGCAGCAGCAGCAGCAGCAGCUGCUGCUGCAGCAGCAAGACCCGAAUCUGGUUUUUGCCCACGCGAAGCUCAUUUCAGCACUUGCCAUUCGCAAAGGCAAAGGCUCGCAGCUGCUGUCGCUCUCAGACCCCGAAGGCACUGGAGUGCGGCAGCUGGCAGAUGGCAGCAGCAGCCCAGUUUGCUGCUGGGGUGGCGCUUUUGCUGUUGACGGCUGCACGGAGGAGUACUUGAUUUCCCUCGCGCGCUUCCUCAUCACGCAGGUUGCUGCUUACGAGGCAACGGUCGGCGCCAGCAGCAGCAGCAGCAGCAGCAGCGGUAGCAGCGGCAGCAGCAGCAGUCUGCUGUACGGGCCUUUCUGCCAAACGCUCAUUGAAAAAGCUGCUGCAGCAAACGUCUAUGUCCCGCCGCUCGAAUAUGUGCUGGCUCCCGACCCAGCAGCUUUCCAGGAGGAGGCAGUGGCUCAGCAGCAGGACGCCCACCAGCAGCAGCAGCAACAGCAGCAGCAACAGCAGCAACAGCUUCCCGUUGACCCAGAGCUGGCAGCAGCCAUGCGACUGCAGCAGCAGGGCUCAACAGGGCGGGGGGCGCCGUCGUCGGGUCGCGGGGGCAAGCGCUGCAAGCGCCAGCGCGGCGACAGCAGAAACCCAGAAGCAGCAGCAGCAGUAACAGCAGCAGCAACAGCAGCAGCAGCAGCAACACCGGGUCACGGCAGCCUCACCCCGGGUCUGAUGGAUUGCGACUCCCAGCAAGGAGACUGCAUGUCGGAUGCAGCGGCUGCAGCGUUGAACAUGCGCAAAGCGGCGGCCCAGCUGCAGCAGCAGCUGCAGCAGCAAAUGCAGCAACAGGUGCAGCAGCAGCUGCCGCAGCAGCCACAGCAGCAGCCGCAGCCACCUGUGGACGAACUCGAGACAGCUGGCGUAGAACCCAAAGAUGAGCUGCUGAUUGACCCCUUCGAGGAAGCAUUGUGCCAGCGGAGGCCUUUGCCGCUUUCGCUGCUGCAGCUGUACAGACACCCGGAGCUGCUGGAGCUGCAGGAUUUCUUCCGGGUCUUCUCUGAGUAUCUUCAGUUGCUGCCCCCUUCGAUUGACACUCUGGAGGUUGCUGUGCUGGGGCCUCGGGUGCAGCCCUUCGCUCGUGCUGCUCCUUCUGCUGCUGCUGCUGCCGGCGCUGCUGCUGCAGCUCACGGCAGGGCAGAAGGCCGCAAGGAGGACACUCCGCCCUCGCUUGAUUUAGUGGCUUCGGUGCACCGACUGCCGGAGGCUGAUUGUCUGCUGCAGCUGUGGCAGCGUCAGCAGCAGCAGGAACAGCAGCAGAAUCAGCAGCAAAAGAGCUCAGGCGACUCCUCUGCGGCAGCAGCUGCAGCAGCUAAUGGUCUGGAGAAUAGCGCUUCAGACAGCUUUGGGGCUGCUCUCCUUGCUGCUGAAAUGCCGGCGACAAGAGGACCAGCUGACGGAGCAGCAGGGGCAGAUGCCGCAGCAUCAGCAUCAGCAGCAGCAGUAGGCACUGCAGCGGGUCAUGAUGGGCGUGAAGAAGCCAGCGGCAGCGGGUGCGGAACUCGCUCGAGUGACGACCCAAAAGCAGCAGCAGCAAAAGCAGCAGCAGCCGCAGCAGGCAGAACAGCAGCAACGACUCCACAGGCAGCAGGAGAUGCUGCAGUGGACUCUGCUGCUGGCAGCAAGGAGCCACUUGCUGAUGCGUCAGAGUCUGAGGACGAAGAAGAUCGCGAAAGGAGCGAGGCAGCUGCGGCCAAAGCAGCAGCAGCAGCAGCAGCAGAAGCGGAGGCAUCUGCAGCAGACGCAGCAGCAGCAGCGCUGGACGUGAAUGUGUCGGAAGCCUGUGGGGAGCAGCUGCCCUUCUUCCUCGGGGACGCGCUGCUACUGCGGCUGCUGCAGCUGGCGGUGCUGCAGCUGUCGGACGCGAUGCCGCGAGUAGCUGCUGCUGGCAGCAUUGCAGCAGAAGCUCUUGCCCCUGAUGAGACACAGGCUUCUGCUGCUCUGUGGCUGGGAAUAGACUCUGGGGUUUACAAGCAGCAGCAGCACGUGCACUCCAGGAAGCGGCGCCGGGCGCGGCACGACGCCCACACCUGCGGCUCGGCAGAAGACGGCAGCAGCAGCAACAGCAGCAGCAGCAGCAGCAACAGCAGCAGGAGUGUGCUAGGCCGCAGCUUCAGCAGCUCGGUGGCUGAUCCUGCCUCAUGCGCAGCGGCUGCUUCUGCCUUCUUUGCCUGCACUGGGGGUGGGCGUCCGCAGGAGCUGCAGCAGAUGCGUCGGUUGAUAGCGGGGGACUCGCUGCAGCUGCAGCUGCAGCAGCAGCAGCAGCAGCAGCAGAAUGAGCAGCUGCUGCUUCUCCCAGGAAGAGCCCUGAGUGCCCUCGAUGGCCUCCCCCUAGAUCUCAGGCUGCUAGAUGCACUGACAGCUCCGUUGCUGCUGAAGAGGCUUUUGUUCGAGUGUCUGUACACUCCAAGGCGGACCUACAUUGCGCCCCCCCAGGUGUCGGUGCCCGCUGCGAAUGAUGAAGCAGCAGCAGAAGCAGCUGCAGCAGAUCUGGAGGGGCUGCAAAGUGCUGAGGAGGUCCCGCAGCCUUCGCAGGACUCACUUGGCCCGUCGCAGUCCCCGGGAGAGGCUGAGCAGCAGCAGCAAGAGCAGCAGCAACAAAAAGAAGAACCUGUGCGGCAGAAGCCUGAGCAGCAUGAGAACGGGAGCCAGCGUGAGCAGCAGCAACAGCAGCAGCAAGAACAGUGGCAGGAAGAGCAGCUUGAAGGGCAUCAGGAGAUGCAGCAGGAAGAGCAGGAGCAAAAGCAGCCGCGCGAGUUCGAGUCAGAACAGCAGCAUGAACAGCAGCAGGAGCAGCAGCAGGAGCAGCAGCAGGAACACCAGUGGCAGCCCGGAGCUGCCGCUGCAGCCACUGCAGCAGCAGCAGAAGACCCCAGCACAAUGGAAAUCGACGGGAUGGUGGGCAGCGGCAGCACAGUAACAGCUGUGCCUGCUGCUAACGACGUCUCUGCAGCAGCCGGAGGGGCUGGAGCUGCUGCUGCAGCAGAGGCGCCUGUUGGGGGAGAGGGGCCUGCUGCAGGAGGGGAGUCUGCUGCAGGAGAGAGGCCUGCUGCAGUAGAAAGGUCUGCUGCAGCGGAGGGGCCUGCUGCAGCAGAAGGGUCUGCUGCAGCAGAGGGGCCUGCUGCAGCAGAGAGCCCUGCUGCAGCAGAGGGUCCUUCUGCAGCAGAGGGUCUUGCUGCAGCAGAGGGUCCUUCUGCAGCAGAGUGUCCUGCUGCAGCAGAAGCAGCUGCGCCAGGCCAAGACACAGCUGUCGGACCUCAAAGUUGCGCUGCAGGAACUCCUGCGGAUGCAGCAGCUGCAGCAGCAACGCACAGAGAGCCUCAGGCUGAUAGUGGUGACGGGGAAGGGGCCGGCUGCUCAGAGGCUCCCAAUCUGCUGCUCGAGGAGCCCAUGGGAGCAGGAGCAGCAGCAAAGCCGGAAGAGGUGGAGGCAGCAGCAGCAGCAGCAGCGGGAGACAGAGCACCUGCGGAAUGCAGCAGCGGCAGCAACAACAGCAGCAGCCAACACGAGGCUGCGGCCGACGACGACGCGUCUGAAGCAAGCAGCACCGAAGGAGAUCGUGAAGAGGACGAAGAGAGAGCAGCAGCAGCAGAAGCUGCUGCUGCUGCUGCUGGGGGACUUCCUGCAGUUGAAUGGGCGCUGGACAUAAGCCGAUCUGAGCUGUGUGGCGUCGAAGGGACCUCUGUGGACCGUUUGUUGCUGGCCCUCCAUGCGCUGCGGUGCAGCAGCUUCUGGCUGCUGCCCCGCGACAUGCGCUGCUUCCUGCUGCAGCAGCUGCAGCGGCUCGUAUCUGACGGCUGGCAAGGAAAGUUCUUCUUAGACACGAAGCUGGAGGGGCUGGCCAGGGCUCGCCUGAAUCUGCUGCGGCUGAAGGUGGCUGCUGCGGGCCCCACAGAGGAGGAGCACCUUGCUGCUGCUGCUGCUGCUGGGGCCGCAAGCGCUGCUGCUGCUUCCGAAGCCAAGACAGAGAAGGAGGCCGACGAGGGCCACGCAGCUGAAGACGCCGAAGGGGCAGGUGCUGCAAAUGCAGCAGCAAAGGAUUCUGCUGCUUCUGCUGCUGCAGCGAAAGAGGAGGGCGAGGAAGCAGCAGCAGCUGUGGGCGCUGGAGGCGGGGGCCUGCGGGCGCAGCGGCGGAAGCCCAUGGGGAGGGUCUCGAAUGCAGAAGCAGAAAAGCUGCAGAGUUGCUUCGUGGUGCGUUCUGAGGCUUUGGGUGAAGACAGAUUUCUUAACAGGUACUUCGCCUGUGUGUCUGCUAGCGGCAGCAUAUCUCGGGUCUAUGUGGAGGCUCACUGCGAGCCGUCCCCGCUGCUGCUGCUAAUGCAGAAGGCAGCAGCAGCAGCAGCAGCGGCUGCCGCCGCAGUAGCUGCUGCUGCCGGCCCAGCCAACAGCCGCAGCAGCUCCGGCCAUGCAUCGGAGGCCGAGCCGGCAGGCGCUCAGCUUAGCCAGGGGCAGCAGCAGGGGCCAAACUGCGUGGGCGAAGACAGCAGCAGCAGCGCGAGCAACGGAAGCAGCAGCAUGGGCCACAAUGGCGACAGCAGCAGCAGCAGCAGCGCCAGCAAGAGCAGCAGCAGCAGCAGCAACAGGCAGAGCCUGCUGAAAGUUUUCCCCUCGUCUGCGGACGCUGCUGCUCUUCUCAGCACGGGCAGCCUCUCAGAAUGGCCAAUAAGGCGGCGGCCCAUAAAAGUGGAGUCUUUGGCUGCCUUCCUGCAGAUGCUGCAGCAGCAGCAGCAGCAGCAAAGCACGUGCUUCUUCGUGCCACCAACCGUAGAUGCGCUCCGGCAGCUGCGGGCUGCCCUCUCGCCUGCUCUUAAGAGAGAGCGCAGCUUGCGGCAGUCUCUGGGCCGGGCCAUAGAGGAGAUGGACGCGGAGCAGCUGCAGCCUCUUCGAGCCGCCCCGGUGGUCCCGCCCUCGCCUCUUGCUGCUGCAGUUUGGCUGGCCUGCAAGCAGCUGCAUGCACUCAACCUGUCGUUGCUGCCGCGCUGCUACCCAGUCCUUUGGCAGCAGCAGCAGCAGCAGCGACAGUUGUCCCCGUGCAUGGCCUUCGCUGCGGCCCUUACAGUCCUCGCGAGAGCCGCUUCUUGCAGCUCCACGUGCUGCCCUGAUGGCUCUUCUUACAGGCAGCAGUACACAGUAGGAGACGGAGCGGCAGCGGCAACAGCAGCAGCAGCUGCAGCUACGAAGAGGCAGCAUCGGCAGUACUGGAUGGAGCAGACGCUCUUUGUCGGGGUAUUGGCGCAGCUGUUGCUCUACGUAGAGUCUCUCGUCGAUGCUGCUGGUGCUGUGCAUGCGAAGGCUUGGGUCUACAGGCGGCACCAGUGGUCACAGGAUCUGCAGCGGCUGUCGGUGCAGUUGCCUGUGCUGCUGCCAACUCCAGGGCAGCAGCAAGACCUGCCGCCGGAAGCUUUGCGUCCUGCUGCUGCGAAGCCUCCGCGAGCAGCAAGUUCCCCAGUAGAGCCAGUGCGGAAGCACUCUCGGCUUCUCGAAGAAGACCUGGAGGAGCCUCUAGUGGCUCCGAGCAACAGCAGCAGCAGCAGCAGCGCUGCGGCGAAGUCGCCGGCCCUCUGCAGCGCAGGCUCAGGGCCUUCGCAUCAACCGCGAGAUAGUCCUGAUGGCGCUGCAGCGUCUCGAAGCUCCCCCGGAGACACGGAGGGCCCAGCUGCAGGAGCAGGGCUUGCUGCUGCUGCUGCUGCUGCACUAGAAGGUGCGGAGCAGCCCACAGAGACACUCCUUCCAGCGGAGCCGCUGUGCUCUGUCACGAAGGCCAGCGUAGAAGCUGCCAUUGCGGCAGCGGCGGCAGCUGACAGAGCGGCCCAAGUCCCAGCAGCAGGAACAGCAGCAGGAGCUGCAGAAGACGCCGAGGAGGCAGCUGCUGCGCGGUUUGCUGCCCUCGUGCGGUGCAUGUCCUGUGGAUUUGGCUGGGACGAAUCUGCGCUGCUGCAGCUUCUGGAGCGGACGUACGACCAGCUCUUCGGGGAGGCUGCAGCAGCGCCAGCAGCAGCAGCAGCAGCAGAGGCCAGCAGCAACAGCAGCAGCAGCAGCAGCAGCAGCCUCGAAGAACAGCAAUGGCGCGAAGUGCGACGCAGGCUAGACCUAGUGCAUCUCUGGGGCCUCUAUGCCAAUGUCUGGAAGGCCACGGGGCUGGACUGCCAGCGCCUGGCGGACUUAAACGCCCCCAUAGACAGAGACGCGUUUGAACAGUUGCUGGCCUCGGAAGCCCAGCGGCAGCAAAUUCCGCGGGUGGGGGAUUCCCUCUUCUUCUUUAGGAAGGGGCACUGCGAAGUAGUUAGCUCUUUGCGCCAGGAGCAAACGACGGAAGGGUCCAGCUAUGGAAGGACUUGCUGCAGCCUUCAGGUUCCCGAUUGUUUGGGCUGGGUGGAGCAGCUCCGUGUACAUCAAAUUGAGUUCUUCGCGGGGUUCGCGGGUUUGCUGCCGCCGCCUCUCGAAGCCGCGCCGCCCCUCACAGCAGCAGCAGCAGCAGCUGCUGCUGCUGCUGGCUCUGGGGCCACAGCCGGCACGACUCCUGUUGUGCAGCACAACGCCAUACAGGCAAUGCCUAGCGGAUCAACAGAUGCAGCAGGGGUCGGCCUUGUUGCUUCUUUGUUUUCUUUUUCUCUUGAAGAGGACCCUGUAGUCCUUGGCCUCACGAAGCCUUCGCCGCAGCAGCAGCACGCUGCCACGCCUGCUGCUGCAGCAGCGGCACUGGAAGCUGCUGCUGCGGAUCAGUCAGCAAUGCAGGUUGAUGGUUCCCCGUCCCCUGACGCUGCAGUAGCUGCAGCACCUUCAGCAGCUGCAGCAGCACCAGCUCCAGCAGGAGGAACUCCAGCACCAACCACGCCCGCUGGUGCCUCAACCCCAGCCUCUUGGAAGAACAGCUGCUCAGAGCUGCAGGCGCCUGACGGCUUGGUCUCAAAGGCCUUUCAGGACUUCUUGCUGCAGGCGAGUCCCUUGUCUUUGGCAGCAAAAAGCGGAGCAGCAGCUCAGUUGUAUCUCCAGCAGCAGCUGCAGCUGCAGAAGCUGCUGCAGGAGCAGUAUCAGCUGGUGCAGCAAGGCGGCGAAGUGCCCGGAACUGCUGCGCUUGACGCUUCUCUGUGCCCCCACUACAGGGUUGUCUGCUCAGUGGCAACUCGGAGGCACCCAACUGCAGCGGAUUCUGCUGCUGAGGGUCUGGACGCGCUUGCUGCUGUUGCUUCCACUGCAAGCGAAAGCCGCGUCACCAGAUCAAGACUCGCAAGGGCACCGUCAGCUGGGAGUAGCAGAGCCGCAGCAGCAGAUGCGCAGCAGCAGCAACCCGCAACAGCAGACGGCACGAUAGCCUGGGGAGCAGAGAGGGACCACCACAGCCGCGAGCUCGCGAUUGCUGCUGCAGCAAACGGCCACGGAAGCUGCGGGGGCCAAGCGCUGCCCCCCGGGGCUAUUGGCCCUCAGCUGCGCAGGCGCUGGGUUAUUCUUAGUGUUCCUGUGCUGCAGGGGAGCAGCAGCUUUCUCCUUCAUUGCAACAAAGUCCUGCAGGCACUGGAUAUGGGGUGGUGUUCUGGCAUGCGCUUCCGCAUGCAGCUUGGCUGCUGCCAGGCCGCUGCUGUUGCUGCUGCUGCGACCCUCCCCCCUGUCCCCAGAGGCCUAGGACUUGCGGUUCUUGAUUUCGUCCUGCAGCAGCAGCACCUGCAGCAGCAGCAGCAGCGGCUCGCCGGCAUUAUCCGCCGUAUUGACACCAGCCCAGAAGGUUUCUGGCGCGGGGUUUAUGUAGACUGGGAGGAGCGUCGCGUUGCAAGGCCCGGGGAAGCAGCGGCAGCAGCAGCAGUUGCUGCUGCUGCUGCAUCAGGUGCUGCCACGUGUGUUUCCCUUUGGGACCUCGAGCCUCUCAAACGCCUUAAGCGACCUGGGCAAGAGGCGUGA
Messenger RNA from Eimeria tenella, 8823 nucleotides. RefSeq names its product Chloroquine resistance marker protein, related, related. The transcript is spliced from 12 exons. The coding region runs from base 1 to 8823 and encodes 2940 amino acids. The record is from RefSeq and is a predicted model, not a curated record. Lineage: Eukaryota; Apicomplexa; Conoidasida; Eucoccidiorida; Eimeriidae.